UCACUCCCAGAGGAAUCUCAGGAGGGCGUCUUGGGAGGCGUCAUGGCUGCUGUGAAAGUUUUGAUCUUCCUCCUUAUUCUCUUAUAUCACCUGUGUGACGCGAAGAGGACAAGGGGAGUAAAAAAUGUUUGUACGUUCUCCCCAUGUGAUGUGUGUGUGUGUGUGUGUCUGGGUAUUUGCGGACCUUCCCUCAAUGCAAAGACAUUCACUCAGACUGCCGGGCAUCUGUGAACAUCCCUUGGAAUUGCCCUGUGACGGACUGGCAUCCCAUCCAGGCUGUACCCCUGCCCUGUGCCCUGUGAUGGACUGACAUCCCAACCAGGCUGUACCCCAACCCAGUGCCCUGUGAUGCACUGGCAUCCCAUCAUGGCUGUACCCCAGCCCAGUGCCCUGUGAUGGACUGGCAUCCCAUCCAGGCUGUACCCCAAGGCCUGCAAGGACAACAUCAGUGACAGAGGGAUACAGAUCUGGAACUACGUGGUGCGCAGGAGAGCGAGACAGAAGAGUGAGACAGGAGAGUGGCACCCUGUGAGACAGGAGAGUGGCACCCUGUGAGACAGGAGAGUGAGACAGGAGAGUGGCACCCUGUGAGACAGGAGAGUGAGACAGGAGAGUGGCACCCUGUGAGAUAGGAGAGUGAGACAGGAGAGUGGCACCCUGUGAGACAGGAGAGUGAGACAGGAGAGUGGCACCCUGUGAGACAGGAGAGUGAGACAGGAGAGUGGCACCCUGUGAGAUAGGAGAGUGAGACAGGAGAGUGGCACCCUGUGAGACAGGAGAGUGGCACCCUAUGAGAUAGGAGAGUGAGACAGGAGAGUGGCACAUCAUCUCCUUUGCUUUGCGCUGUAUGGCCAAAUCUGAGCACCAUUGUGUUUAGUGUUUUGUUAUUUUUUAUCCUUGAUAUUUUAUUUUGCAUGACUGUGGGUUUGUUCGGCAGAGUUCCCCGGGACCCACAGACCUGUCAAACCGCAAACCCCCUAUGAGCCCGUGUCCAGGUUCUGGAUGUUCCACGUAGGGGCCUCAUUGGAAGAUUUGUGCGCCAUCCAGGCACUGCAGCCUCAAACUCUGGACUCCUGUGGUUUCAACUCCAGUCACCCACUGGUCAUCAUCAUCCACGGGUGGUCGCUGGAUGGGAAGUUAGAGAAAUGGAUGGCAAACCUGGCGACAGCCCUGAAGACCACACUGAGGGACGUGAACGUGAUGAUCGGGGACUGGCUCCCUCUGGCCCAGCAGCACUACCCGAUCGCCGCCAUGAACACGCGACAAGUGGGUCAGGAGAUGGCGUACCUGCUGGAAUGGCUGGAGGAAAGUUCCAACUUCACCACGGAUAAGGUGCACAUGAUCGGGUACAGCCUGGGGGCUCACGUUGCAGGAUUCACAGGGAAUUACUUAACGGGAUUCAGAAAAGUCGGGCGGAUUACAGGCCUGGACCCCGCUGGUCCGCUCUUCGAGGGCAUGUCCUACACAGACAGGCUGUCACCGGAUGAUGCCAACUUUGUGGACGCCAUCCACACCUUCACCCAGGAGCACAUGGGGCUCAGUGUGGGCAUCAAGCAGCCUGUGGCUCACUUUGAUUUCUACCCCAACGGUGGCACCUUCCAACCUGGCUGCCACAUCCAGAACCUCUACGAGCAUCUGACCCAGUACGGGCUGCUGGGUUUUCAGCAGACCAUGAAGUGCGCCCACGAGCGGGCCGUCCAUCUCUUUAUCGACUCCCUGCUGAACGAGGACAUGCAGAGCACAGCCUACCGCUGCCCUGACGACAGCUCCUUCAACAAGGGCAUGUGCCUGGACUGCCGCAAGAACCGCUGCAACACGCUGGGCUACAACAUCCGGAAGAUGCGCACGGGCCGCGGCAGCCGGCGCCUCUAUUUGAAGACGCGCUCGCGCAUGCCCUACAAAGUUUAUCACUAUCAAUUCAAGAUCCAAUUCAUCAACCAGAUCGAGCGCAUCGAGCCAUCCCUCACCAUCUCCCUCACUGGGACCAAGGAAGCGAGCGAGAAUCUGCCCAUCACGUUUAUCGAGGAGAUCUCAGGAAACAAGACGUACACAUUCCUGAUCACACUGGACAAGGACAUCGGCGAGUUGAUGAUGCUCGGGUUCCGCUGGGAGGGCAGUGCCGUGUGGGCGAACAUGUGGAACAAAAUGCAGGCCAUCAUCCCUUGGCACCUGCGGCGCAAGGGGCCGGAGCUGACCGUGGGCAAGAUCCGCGUCAAGGCGGGGGAGACGCAGACGAAGACAUCAUUCUGCGCUGAGACGAACGAUGUGAUUCACAUCCCCCCGUCCCAGGAGAAAGUAUUUGUGCGCUGUGAGCAAAGGGGGCAGAAGGCGCGCGCCAAGCGAACGCCCAGCUGACCGCAGCGGAGCCGCACGCGGAAGCAGCACGCGGGCCCAGCUGACCGCAGCGGAGCCGCACGCGGGACCAGCACGUGGGCCCAGCUGCUCCGCACUCUGACUCACGUACCAAUGCAAAAUUGCGGAUGCAAAACGCACAAAACACCGGUAAUGACAAGACGAGCCCUUGGGUGCGACGUCCUCGCAAAAUCUGUGAGAUCCUGUGCCUAAAUUUAAGUCUUCUGGCGCCUAUCCAUGUUUUCAAAUGCCACGUAACAUGCCAGUGUUAUAAAUUAAUAAAUGUGCUUCUGGGAUUUUGCAUUUUAAA
This is a messenger RNA of Brienomyrus brachyistius, 2662 nucleotides long. RefSeq names its product lipase, hepatic a (gene lipca). The record is from RefSeq and is a predicted model, not a curated record. The coding region runs from base 1003 to 2355 and encodes 450 amino acids. Gene Ontology annotation, biological process: lipid metabolic process. The transcript is spliced from 10 exons. Gene Ontology annotation, molecular function: apolipoprotein binding; triacylglycerol lipase activity. NCBI's taxonomy places the organism in Eukaryota, Metazoa, Chordata, Actinopteri, Osteoglossiformes, Mormyridae.